Closterium sp. Naga37s-1 is the source of this 2547-nucleotide messenger RNA. NCBI's taxonomy places the organism in Eukaryota, Viridiplantae, Streptophyta, Zygnematophyceae, Desmidiales, Closteriaceae. The record is from the annotation of a GenBank genome assembly.
AUGCGGCUCGUCGUCCUCCCUAAAUCCGAAGCCGACGCACUAGACGAACUAAUCGACGAAGCGUUAGACGCAGCGGACCCGGAGGGAGAGAGCGAGAGAGCAUGGCGGCGCUACCAGGAGGACCUAGCCAAUGAGCUGUCCGCCAUGGCCAAAUCCUCUGACCACCUCUGGCAUUUCUUAGACGGCCUUGGCCGGCGUUUGCUGGAGAAGAAGCAGGCUCAGGCGGAGGGCCAGCACCGGCCGCUGAAACGAUCUCCCGGGUCCAUUUCCCGAGGCAUUCUGCUUCUCCACGGGUUACUCCGGUCCUGCUCCGCCAAUCAGGAGUCGGACGUCUGCAGCAUGCUUCUCUCAACGUCAACCCGCAAGGACCGACCUUCCCUCGACCUCCCUCGUCUAGCCCGCCGCCUCCACUACACCGUCCCCGCUCCUUCCACUCUCCCCUCCGCCGCUGCUGCAGCGUCAUCCCUCGCCGGUGACGUCAGCGAUGACGCGGCGCUGGCCCGGUUCGCGCACGCGUACUGCGUGUAUCUGCAGGAGCGGCUCCGGUGCGUGGAUAGCAUAGGGCUCCAGGUGUUCCGCAAGGGAGCGAAAUCCGCAACCGGGGAAACCAAAAACGGGGAAAAAGUUGCUGAAAACGGCGUAUUGGGGAAUUCGGAGAGUGAUUCGGAGCGGGGGUUGGGUGAAGCGUACUGGGUGCAGCUUCAGUCAGACGCUGUGCUGCACCAGGUGGCGUCGCUCCAGCAGCUGCAGCAACGGCUAGUUGACUGCGCCGCCGCUGCUCCCAGCGGCCUCGGCACAAGCUUCGCAGCACGGAAAACCGCAGCGGGAACAGCGGGGGGUGCAAACGGGGGAGCAGGCGGGCGUGGGAGGGAGAGGGAGGGGGAGGGGGAGAGGGAGAGGCGGAGGCGGGUGGUGCGGUAUGUGCUGGAGGUGAUGCUGGAUGAGAGCUUCCGGGUGUAUGGGUGGGUCAACUACGGGCUCAUUGAACUCAUGGAACGACUCUCCCGCUUCCCCAAGGAGCAGGCCAUGCGCGCUCUGCAGGUGUGCCAGUUCUCGGUGCAGCAGGGGAAGGCGUUAUCUGACAUGUACACGCGCCUGGGUGCAGCGGGGGUGGGCGCAGGUGUGACCUUCCCCUCCGUGGCCGUGCUGGGGGACGGCGUUAUUGGCAACCUCUCCGCCUCCGUUGCUGCAGGCCCGGAUGCUGCCAUGAGCGUUCCGCCCUCUCCCAUGCACCGUUCUGCUGCUGGUAGUGGUGCUGCUGCUGCUGCUGGUAAUGGUGGAUUCAGCAGAGCCGGGAGUUUUGCUGAUGGCAGUGCUGCUGGUAGUGCGAGUUUCAGAGGUAUGGGACCACAACAGCAGCAGCAGCAGCAGCAGCAAGUGCAACAUCAACAGCAGCCGAAUCUGGACAGGAGUGACUCUCACCGUUCUCUUGCUAACACCAUGGUGCUCUUCACUCCUGUCUCGGGCCAACAACCUGGUCAUCCCCACUUCCAGCACCAGCACCAGCACCAAUACCCGCACCAGCACCAGCAUCAGCAGAAUCAGCAGCAGCAGCAGAUGGGUUAUCAGCACCAGAACCCUCAAGGCCCCAGCCCGUACUACUCCUACAGCGCCUCUCAACAACCACCCCCCCAGCCCACCAGCCCUGCGCUCUCCCCUGCCGCCCAGCAGCAGCAGUUUGACGACACCGCUCAAGCGCUCUUUGGGUCGUAUUCCUCGCAGCCCUCUCCUGCUGCUGCCUCUAAUGCAGCCACGCAGAUGAAGUACCUCACGAAUGGUGCGCAGGGAUGGGAACGUGCGCUUGAUGCUACAGCUGGUGCUGCAGGUAGUGCUUCAGGUGGUGCUUCGGGUGGUGCUUCAGGCGGUGUUGCAGGGUCAUACAUGCCUCCGAGGCAGCAGGGGCAAGGAGGACAACAUGCACCCCAUCUUUAUCAUCAGCAUCAUCAGCAUCAUCAGCAGCAGCAGCAGCACCAGCAGCAGCAGCAGUGGGCACUAGCCGCUCCCGGGCUAAAUGGUGGAAGCGGUACAGCUGGCAGCAGCCCAUUGGAUCAACCACCCAUGACCGCCUUUUCUGGGGGCUGGGACCAGCUGUUACUGGACAGCCUGUAUGAGGCGGCACAGGCACAGAAACACGCCUCUGAUGCCACAGCAGCCAGAUUGGGAGGAGCAGGAGGCAGUGGUGUAGGCGCUGGUGCUGCUGGUGGUGGUGGUGGGAUUGGUGGUGCGAAUGGGGAUCCUUUUGCAACUUCUCCUGCGGUCCCGCCGCCGCCGUAUGUCCAGAUGGCACUUAGAGCGCAGCAGCAGCUGGCUAUGGAGCUUCAGAGGCGCAUGCUGAGUCAGCACGCGCGGUUUUUUGCGGCUGCGAGGUCGGCGGGAGGGGCGGAUGCGAUGUUUGCGGCGAGCUGGAUGGUGCAGCGGAAGCAGAUGCAGGUGUAUCAGCAACAGCAGUACCAGGCGCGGCCGGGCGGGGUUGUUGUGGGGCCUUCGGGGCCGUAUAACUGGAAUGGAGUUGGUGUGCAAUAUGGCAACGUGCUAAUACCAUUCUGA